AUGCCUGGAAUCUUUAACAUCUGGCCCGCACACGGGCCCGCUACCGCUAGCAGUAACUUCCGAACUGCUCCCGCCGCAUCUUCCGCCGCAUCUGCUGCUGGAAAUUUCUUCAGCAAGCAGGAGUACCUGUCUUUUGCCGUUGACCACCAUGUCGCGACAAAACCGGCGGACCUGCUGUUAACUGCAGAGCUAUCCGCAAUCGCCGGCGCGAUUCCCGCUCCGUUGUUGCCGCAUCAGACGCCCGCGUCCCCCGCGGUGAAAUCGCUGCUGUUCAACCAGCCGUCGAUCUCGCCGCACAACCCGCCGCGUCUUCCGCUCGCUGGAAUUGGCGCGCUGCAGCAAAUCCUUCGCACCGCAGCUGCGGGCGCCAAUACCGGCGAACGGAGCCGCGGCUGCGCUAGCGGCACCCUUCUCGCAGCGCAAAUUACAGCAGUCGGCGGGUCGGCAGCGGAAAAGUCUGCAGCGCCAAAAUCGGGGGAUGGCGCAGCAGCGGCAACUGCGGCGGUGACUGCGGCGAACAGCGGCAGCAGCCGAGGGCUGCAUUUAAUCCACGGGGCAUGGCCGACGGGCAGUCACGGGAAGACCGCCGCAAGUCACGGCGCCAAGAGCGGCGGCAGCUACGACAGCAACAGUUCCGGCAGCGCGCACGAUCCGUCGUCCGUGUGUUUGGCGGAGAUGGUGUCCGAUUUCAUGGAGACCGGCUCGGCUGAGAGCCACACGCUCGACCACCGCCUGCUUGACGCGAUUCACGGCAGCGAGGGUGGCUAUAACGCGGAUGCGAUGUACGCGCGCAUGGCGGAGCAGGACGCGCAGGCUCCGCGAAUGGGGGAGUGCGGCGGAUGGUGCGGAAUGGGGGAUGUCUCGAGCCACAUUGAGUCCCUCAGCGCCUGCACCUCCGCGGACGAGUGCCAGCUGUUCGCUGACGUCAUCGCCGCCCUCAAAACAGCCAAGAAGGAAGCUUCCUCAAAUGCUGCAGGCGCCAGCGGCAGCAGUGGCGCCACCAGCAGCGGCAGCAACGGCAAUUUGAGGCGAGCAGUGAUGUGCCUGCUUCGGUCCAAGGGGUACGAUGCUGCCGUGUGCAAGGCGAGAUGGGAGCACUCCAAGGGCCUCCCUGGCGGCACAUACGAGUACAUAGACGUCAUUCUGCCCUGCCACGGCAACAACAGCACCACCACCAGCAGCAGCACGGUCAACAACACCAGCACCAGCGCUUCUGCCACCGCCACCGCCGCCACUGCUGCCAACCCGUCACCAUUCUCACCAUCCGAUCGAAUCAUCAUAGACAUUGAGUUCCGAGCUCAGUUCCAAAUCGCUCGCCCCACCUUCGCCUUCGACGCAGUCGUCCACUCCGCUCCCAUCAUCUUCGUCGGCCGUCUCAACCGCCUGCUCAAGAUCACUGAAGUGCUGGCAGAUGCCACAAGGCAGAGUCUGAGGGAGCAGGGGCUGCACCUGCCGCCCUGGCGCCGGGCCGAGUAUCUCCGGACCAAGUGGGCUGGCCCGUACAGGAGGACCACGAACCAGAUUCCAAGGUCCGGGAGCAGCACGCAGCUUGCUGGAGGUUUGGGAGCGAGCCCGGGGGCUCUGGCUGGUGCUGUCGCUGCUGGUGAUUCUGCUGGCCUGUUUGGGCUCGCGUCGCGGCAGCAAGCUGCGUUCGCACGCCCUGUGCCUGCCAUGUUCCCUGCACCGCCCGCCGCUGCUGCCCCCUGUGCUGUGCCUGGUGGUAACCCGUUUGCGACAACCGAGCCGAGGAGCGCCGUUACCGCAUACGGCAAGAAGCCGAGCGCGGUUACAGGAUUCGGCCGUGAGGCUGUGGAAGGAGGUGCGCCGGGUGUAGCCGUGUCUACAGAGCAUGCGAGCCAAGGGCGUGGCAUGGUGAUGAGGAGUGGUGUGAGCCACGUGAGCCAGAUUGGGUUGGAGAUGCGAAGAUUGGCAGAGGAGCGAGCGUACAGGCAACACGGUUACUGCUGA
Messenger RNA from Closterium sp. Naga37s-1, 1968 nucleotides. The record is from the annotation of a GenBank genome assembly. Lineage: Eukaryota; Viridiplantae; Streptophyta; Zygnematophyceae; Desmidiales; Closteriaceae.